Helianthus annuus (common sunflower) is the source of this 4728-nucleotide messenger RNA. RefSeq names its product ARF guanine-nucleotide exchange factor GNOM. Bases 205 to 4485 code for a protein of 1426 amino acids. Gene Ontology annotation, biological process: regulation of ARF protein signal transduction. Lineage: Eukaryota; Viridiplantae; Streptophyta; Magnoliopsida; Asterales; Asteraceae. Gene Ontology annotation, molecular function: guanyl-nucleotide exchange factor activity. The transcript is spliced from 3 exons. The record is from RefSeq and is a predicted model, not a curated record.
AAAUAAAACGUAAAAACCCAAACCUGUACGACAAUAUGCCUCAGAAACGAUCUCCCCCUUUGUGAUCUUCAAUUCCCCCACAAGGAACUUCAUCACUCACUCUGAAUGAUGCGCACAAAGGUGUUUAUGAUCGGCCAAAAUCGUAUAUUUCUGUAGCUGGGUAUAAAGUUCAUUUAUAGAGUUGUGUUAUCAAAAGGUUGAAAAAUGGGGUGCCCAAAUCAACAGUCUGAAGUAGUCGCAGUUUCCGGAGACACUAAAGGUUGUUCCUGUGCACCUCCCAAAACUUCUUCAGCAUUUAUGGUAAAUUCAGAAAUCGGUGCAGUUUUGGCUGUUAUGAGAAGAAACGUACGGUGGGGAUUUCACUACACAACAGAUGAAGAUCAACUAGACCACCCUCUCAUCACAUCUUUCAAAGAAAUACGAAAACAAGUCUUCUCCUGGCAGCAUCACUGGCACACCAUCAGUCCAGUUAUGUAUCUGCAGCCCUUUUUAGAUGUCAUUCAAUCAGAUGAAACUAGUGCACCAAUAACCGGUGUUGCAUUGUCAUCAAUCUACAAAUUCUUAACCCUUGAAGUUCUUGAUCUGGACACCGUUAAUGUAACUGAUGCGUUGCAUUUGAUAGUUGAUGCUGUGACUAGUUGUCGGUUUGAGGUAACUGAUCCUGCAUCUGAAGAGGUGGUGUUGAUGAAAAUACUUCAAGUUUUAUUGGCGUGUAUGAAGAGUAAGGCGUCAGUUAAUUUGAGUAACCAACAUGUAUGCAACAUAGUGAACACGUGUUUCCAGAUCGUUCAUCAAGCGGGCUCCAAAGGUGAAUUGUUACAGAGAACAGCUCGACACACAAUGCAUGAAUUGAUUAGAUGUAUCUUUAUGCAUCUGUCUGAUGUUUGUAAUAAUAAUCAAGAUUUUACUCCGGGAGGCAGAUCUCAUUCUGGUGACGAGGCCAGCAUUCCGGAUAAAGAUCACUCAUCAGCAAGUAAACCACAGGAUAACGGUUACACCGGUUCAAAAAUCGAGUUGGCUGGCGGUCCGUUAAAUCUUUCCACCAAUAUUCCCGAAGUUAAGAUGGAUCACGAAUCCACCGGUGACGUUGAUCAGAGUAAAACCCAUCAAGUGGCGGAACCCUAUGGCGUUCCAUGCAUGGUGGAAAUAUUCAGCUUUCUGUGUUCCCUAUUGAACGCUGUAGAACAUGUUGGAGUGGGUCCCAGAUCCAACUCUCUAACAUACGAUGAAGAUGUCCCGUUAUUCGCAUUCGGGUUAAUCAACUCAGCCAUCGAGUUAAGUGGGCCCAGUUUGGGCCACCAUCCCGAAAUGUUGGCGUUGGUCCAGAACGAUUUAUUCCAUAGCUUAAUGCAGUUCGGGCUGUCUCCAAGCCCGUUAAUUCUUUCUACAGUUUGUAGCAUUGUUUUGAAUCUUUAUCAUCUUAUGCGGGUUAAACUCAAACUCCAGCUGGAAGCGUUUUUCUCGUGUGUUCUUAUGAAGAUUGCGGUUAACAAACACGGAGCUUCGUAUCAACAACAGGAAGUUGCGAUGGAAACACUUGUCGAUCUUUGCAGGCAGCCGAGUUUUAUUCAUGAAAUGUAUGCUAAUUACGAUUGCGAUAUUUCCUGUAGCAAUUUGUUUGAAGAUCUCGCAAAUUUGCUAUCGAAGAGCGCGUUUCCGGUAAAUAGCCCGCUUUCUGCCAUACACGUUCUUGCUUUAGAAGGGUUAAUCGCAAUGAUUAGUGGUAUGGCGGAAACCAUGGGUGACGCUGAUCAGAUUCCGGUUCUAGAACCGGAUGCUUCAAAUCUCGAACAACGUGAAGCGUUUUGGAAUGUGAAAUGUGAAAGCUAUGAAAAUUCAGACUGUUGGGUACCGUAUAUUCAUAAGAUGAAGCACAUUAAGAAGAAGUUAAUGAUCGGGGUUGACCAUUUUAACCGGGAUCCGAAAAAAGGUUUUCAGUUUCUACAAGGAUCGUGCUUAUUGCCAGAAACGCUUGACCCGAUAAGUGUAGCGUGUUUUUUAAGGUACGCAAGUGGGUUAGAUAAGAAUCUUGUUGGAGAGUAUCUCGGGAAUCACGAUCAGUUUUGUGUCGAUGUGCUUCAAGAAUACGCAAAAACGUUCGAUUUUCAAGAAAUGAAUCUCGACACUGCGUUGCGGGUUUUCUUGGAAACUUUUAGAUUACCGGGAGAAUCGCAAAAGAUACAGCGAGUUGUGGAGGCGUUUGCUGAAAGAUAUUAUGAACAGUCACCUAACAUUUUUGCCAAUAAAGAUGCCGCUUUAUUAUUAUCAUAUUCUUUAAUAAUGCUUAAUACAGAUCAACACAAUACACAGGUGAAGAAAAAGAUGACAGAAGACGAUUUUAUCCGUAAUAAUCGGCGGAUAAACGGUGGAAAUGAUCUCCCGCGCGAAUAUUUAUCUGAGCUUUACCACUCGAUUUGCGAAAACGAGAUUCGAAUGACACCAGAACAAGGUGUCGGGUUUCCAGCCAUGACCCAUGAUAACUGGGUCGGGCUGAUUCACAAAUCGAGACAAACCGCUCCGUUUAUCGUAUGCGGGUCGGGAGAACAGAUCAACAACAAAAUGUUUGCUAUUUUGUCGGGCCCGACUGUUGCUGCUCUCUCUGUCGUUCUGGAUCUUGUAGAUCAAGAAACGGUGUUGCAAACGUGUAUUGACGGAUUCUUAAACGUUGCUAAGAUUGCUGGUUGUUAUCAUCUUGAUGAUGUUCUUGACGGGCUUUUAGUUUCUCUCUCUAAAUUCACAACGCUUUUGCUUCCGAUGUCGAUAGAAGACUCCAUUCUUGCUUUCGGUCACGAUUCCAAAGCGCAAAAGUCAACCUUAGCGGUUUUCACUAUAGCAAAUACGUACGGUGAUUAUAUACGUUCGGGCUGGCGAAACAUUCUCGAUUGCGUUCUAAGCUUACAUAAACUGGGUCUUCUUUCUGCUCGUCUAGGUCGUGAUGCAGCUGAUGAGUUGGAGUCAAAUUCCGAUGACUCGGUAAGAUCUUCAUUAGUCAACCCAGUCAAACCCGCAUUACCCCCAGCCCGGAAGUCAUUCGGGCUCAUGGGCCGAUUUAGUGAGUUUUUAUACUACGAUAUGGAAAAACCCGCUCCGCAACCUUCUGAAGAACAGGUUGAAGCUCAGAAACGGGCAACGGAAAUCGUUAACGAGUGUCGUAUCGAUAGUGUGUUUACCGAGAGUAAAUUUCUUCAAUCCGAGUCUCUUUUAAAUCUUUCGCGUGCCUUGAUCCUAGCUUCACACGAAGAUGAAAACGGUGCGGUUUUUUGUCUGGAAUUGCUGAUUACGGUUACGUUAAACAACCGCGAUCGAAUUAUGCUUUUAUGGCAAAAUGUUUACGAGUACAUAGCUAAUAUUGUCCAGUCAGCCGUGAUGCCGAGUACUCUAGUUGAAAAAGCGGUUUUCGGGCUCAUCAGAAUUUGUAGACGGUUGCUUCCGUAUAAAGAAGAAUUAACCGAUGACCUUCUUAAAUCACUUCAACUUAUUCUAAAACUCGAUGCGCGGGUGGCGGAUGCGUAUUGUGAACACAUUACACGGGAAAUUAUGCAUCUUGUUAAAGCAAACGCGGGUCAAAUAAAGUCUCAUUUGGGCUGGCGUACCAUCACUUCUCUCUUAUCAAUCACAGCCCGUCAUCCGGAAGCUUCCGAACCUGGAUUCGAGACUCUCGAAUUCAUCAUGCUGGAUGGAGCCCACUUGUUACCCGCUAACUUCGUGCUCUGUGUCAAUGCAGCCCGUCAGUUUGCUGAAUCUCGGGUUGGUGAUGUUUCAAGAUCUACCAAGUCGUUGGAUUUGAUGGCGGGUUCGUCAGUGUGUCUGGUCAAGUGGUCUCGUGAAGCGGUUGGGGAAGAACCUGAAACCGCGCUUCAACUUUAUCAAGAUAUUGGAGAGAUGUGGGUCCGGUUGGUUCAAAGUUUAAGAAAAGUAUGUAUCGACUCCAGAGAAGAAAUCAGGAACCAUGCGGUUUUGAUGCUGCAACAGUGCUUAACGGGUUUAGACGGUAUUCAUUUGCAAGACGAUGCGUGGGUACAAUGUUUUGAUUCGGUAGUAUUCCCGUUACUAACCGAACUGUUAGAAAUUGUCGAAGAAAAGUCGGCGAAAGAGUACCGAAACAUGGAAGGUACACUUAUUUUAUCCUUGAAACUAUUGUCAAAAUCGUUUUUACAUUCGUUACCGCGUGUAUCCAGUUCGGCAUUGUUUAGUAAAAUAUGGGUAGGUGUUUUAAGUUGUAUGGAGCAUUACACAAAGGUCAAAUUUAGAGGCAAAAGAAGUGAGAAAAUUCAUGAAUUAGUGCCUGAGCUUCUAAAAAACACACUGUUUGUCAUGAAAUCGACCGGAGUACUUUCACCAAACGCUUCGAACGGGCUAUGGGAGCAGACUUGGUUACAUGUAAAAGAUCUUGCACCUUCGGUGCAGUCAGAGGUGUUCCCUGAUGACGAACCACGAACCGUGGUUGCUGGUGCGGUUCCUGAGGUUAACAUAGUGGUUCCGUGAGGUGGGUUUGGUUUAAAUUUUGAUGGGCAGGAUGAGGAAAGAGUUAUAGUUGAGCAGGUUUUCUUAUGUUUGUAUACUUUAGUAGUUUGUUUGUAUAAGUGUUGGUCUUUUGUUUUGGUUUUGAUCUUUUACAUUUGUUGGCCUUUUGGUCCAUCAAAAGGAGAUAUAGUCCUCGAAACAUUAUAUAAACUUUGUAUUUUUUUGAACAUUGUGUUACAUCAUAAGGUGCAUCGUCUUUAGUUU